UGUGGUGAUUGGCUCAAAGUUGAGGAUCGCGGCUACGUUGUGUACGUAGCAAAACUGUUUCCCUUUUGUGGGGCUCCUCCUUUUCUUCUCUCAUUUGUCAUUCUAUGUUCCAUCACUUCAUCAAACGCACAAACAAAUGUUAACAACACAUUGCUCCGAUCCUUAUUAAUUAUUGAUGUGAUUCCAUUCAGUUACUCAUGUUUGCUGCAUCCUAUUCUUCUUCGAUUCCUUUCUGUUACUGCUGCAUCCUCUUUGUCUUCUCUCUCUCUCUAGUCUACUCUCUUCCUCCUCCUUCUUUUGUCCGUUUUCCUUUUUCUCUCCCUACAAUAAUUGGAAUCAAUUUUCAUAUGUUGUUUAUCACUUGAGUUAAAGUUUCAAACUUUCACUACUCCUUAGAAAUGGGGCUUGACCAUCAUGCAAUUUGUGGUCUAAGAAGGCUUGGCUUUAUUUUUAGCAUUUCACUUUUCUUCUUGAUUAUUUCAAGCUGGAUGCAUCAUGGGUUAGUUACUGAAGGAAGAAAGACUCACAAACAAAGUGGUUUUCACCAGGGAGUAAUAGAGGAGGAUAAUAAGAUACUGAGGGCACAAAUAGGGUCAAAGCCACCAAAAUGUGAAAGAAGGUGCAGUUCAUGUGGACACUGUGAGGCAAUUCAGGUGCCUACUAAUACUAACCUCCAAAUUCAGAAAGGGAACAUAAAUCCUCCAAAGCUUUUUAAAAUUGCAUAUGCAAGAGGAGAUGAUAAAUCUAAUUACAAGCCUAUGAGUUGGAAGUGCAAAUGUGGGAACCUAAUUUUCAACCCAUGAAAUAAAAUUAUUGCAAUAUAGCUCCAAAGUAAUUUCUAGUUUCUGUUAUGUAAAUGAAAAAGGAUACCAUGUCAAUUCUGUAUAUGUAAAUUCAAUUUUAAAUUGUUCUUACUUUCCAAGUUCCUGCCUGUGAGGAACAAGGCUUUUGUUUAUUUAUGUUUAUUAGG
Molecule: messenger RNA, 970 nt
Organism: Arachis duranensis
Lineage: Eukaryota; Viridiplantae; Streptophyta; Magnoliopsida; Fabales; Fabaceae
Product: EPIDERMAL PATTERNING FACTOR-like protein 2
Exons: 3
Coding region: 399-803 (134 amino acids)
Biological process (GO): guard cell differentiation; stomatal complex development
Source: RefSeq, a predicted model, not a curated record